CCUUGCCCGUACAUUCUUGGCAACCCCAUUUUCCAUCUUCAUUAGUCUUGACCACGAAUUUUACUUACUCUCUUAUGUUCCCCCUCUAUCUCCCCGCGAGAAAGUCCCCUUCCCCGACCCCCCCCAUUGCAUUGUCCAUCUUGCCGGGCUUUCAUUCCUCAACCCGCCAUUCGUGUCUACAUACCUACCUACCUGCCUACCUACCGUAUAGAUCAUUAGCCUUUUUUUGCUUUUUCUUUUCUCCCAUCUCCAUUGUUCUGCAGAGAAAAACGGCAAAGCCUCACUCGCCUACCCACACCCACUUGCUUCUUUGGUCCAAGUACUGCAGCAGUGCAGUGCAGUGCAGUGUAGAAGCAGGGAUUCCCGUCCGGUGGUCACUGGUUGGUCCGGUCGGGGAGGAAUCAAGCGAGAGAGGAGCGAGAGAGAUCCCUUGGCCCUCCAUUUCGACGACCUGCACCCUGCACCCUGCACUGUUCCCCAGCCUCUUCCUUCACCUCCUCCUCGUCUUCCUCUCUUUUCUUCUCUUCACUCUCUUCCGCCCAACGUCGCCCAGCGCUGUUCGUCUUCCGCUUCUUCCUCGCCAUCGCCAUCUUCCGCCGAAACCCGGCCGUCUUGAGUGACCGUUGCCGGAGAUCCACAAUCCUCCAGGGAAUAAGAAAACAAGAAGAAGGAAAAUAGAGGAUAAUACGGAAAAAAAGAAUACAGUCGACCGGAGACGAACCCUGCCUGGCGCCGUCCGACGUCGCAAACGCCUCAACCACCCGUGUCUACCCCGAUAAUCCCGACCGAACUUUCCGACUGGCUACUCCCAUUAACACCGUUACACGUACCGGUCAAAACAACAACACCACGGCAACUCUCCGCUGGCGGAUGAUUUCACCGUAGCAUCACCAACCACACCUAGCGACCGAGGCGACUCCCCGCCGUGCCAGCAUGGCGCGCCCGCGCAUCCCCGCCUUCUACGGCAUCCUCCAAUUCUGCCUGCGCCUGGCCCUCGUCGUCUUCGAGGUGUGCGCUCUCGCCGCCCUCAUCAUCCUUUCGAGAUACGGCUUCCACUUUCCCCUCGGAUAUGUCACUUCCAUCUCCGGCAUCAUCUUCUCCAUGGCCGAGAUGGUGACACUCGCCAACACGACCGGCCAGAUCCCGCGCAUGCGCACCGGCGCCAUCGUCGUCGCCGACUUCGUCCUCUUCGUCCUCGGCCUCGUCGCCUUCUUCUACUUCAUCAUCCUCAACGGCUGGCGCAACGGCAGCCCCAACCGCGAGUACCGCGCCUGGCGUGACGACCCCCUGCGCGUCGAGAAGAACACCUGGGCCCCCUGGUACAUGUGGCUGCAGCUCAUCGCCGCCGUCAUGCACUUCCUCUACAUGAUCAUGCACUGCAUCGACGCCUGCAAGGAGGGCGGGCCAGAGGGCCAGCGCCGCCGCCAGCGAAGGAGGAGGAUCCGCGAAGCCGAGAGGAGGGACCGCAGGGCCGCGAGGGCCGCCGCCUCGGCCCCGCCCGGGGACCCCGAGACGGCCCAGGUGUCGACGAGCUGAUGACUAUGAGAACAAGAGGAGGGAGUUUUGCUCGGAGGAGCUAGGUCUUUUUUAUUAUUAUUGGUUUGCGGGGGCGACUGAUUCAAUUUGGGAAUACAUCAAUCAGGCUUGGUGUUCUUGGCGUUUUGGAGAUGGGGGAAACGGCGGUAAUUCUCUUUAUUUUCCCCGCCUUUCAUUUUGGCAUAGCAUGAUGAGGGCGAUGCGGCCUUGAGCAAGCGCUGGUCUUGGCCCCUGACACGGUAGAGCUAUUUGUUGCGCCCAUGGUAACGAGUAUUUGGAAACGGGGGAUGAGGUCGUCUCGAAAAGAUUCUCUGGAAUUGGGAGCUAUGCCCGAGAAUGACCCAGAAUGAGCGAGCGAGAGAGAGAGAGAGACAGAGAGCAUUAUUUUGUUGAUAUCAGCUUCAAGCGGCUGCGUCGUAUUUACACACACUACCGACUGACGAGCAUCCAGCCGCUUCACGGAAAGCGGCUGUAAACGGGCAUACGGCAUCAUUAGCAUAUCUAUCUACACCCAUCAGCCUAUCUCUUAUUUACUGGAAGAAUACCCAGGAAACCUGUCCUGCAUUUUUUUCUUCUUCUUCUGCAUUAUACUCGCUUGUCGUUCACGCCCGUCAAAACUAUCGGCCCUGACCCAUUGCCGGCCCGGGCUUGAGUUAGUCCUUUGGGGGGGGGACCACCCUUCCGACGGCGACUCCGGCUGGGGUUCAAGGCUGAUGGAAAAGAAAAAGAAGAAUAAAAAAAAUAAACAUCGAAACAGGGGCCGCCUGCCUACCUGGCGCCCAUUUUGGCUUUGACUUUGGCGCACGUCAAAGUUGGGACUAACAACGGCGCCUAUCCCGUUUCCGACUUGGGAGGGGGGGGAGGAGCCAUGUACCAACGUUGAGUCGCGCGGGUUGAUUUUCACAACGCGUCUGGCACAUUUGUGCCAGCGAAAC
Molecule: messenger RNA, 2471 nt
Organism: Colletotrichum destructivum
Lineage: Eukaryota; Fungi; Ascomycota; Sordariomycetes; Glomerellales; Glomerellaceae
Exons: 2
Coding region: 934-1536 (200 amino acids)
Source: RefSeq, a predicted model, not a curated record